GAUGAGAAACAAGUACUGCAGCAGCAUGCAGCAGCUUGCAGCAUCUGCGGCUCAGCCAUUCACGGGAUGAGGGGGGGACGCUUGCAGAAAGGGAAGCAGAUUGUUGCUUUACACCAGCCUGCUUGUGCAUCUUAGUAGAGGUGAGAAUGAUGCAUUUCAUUUGCAGAUGGCUCAAGAAAUCCAGGCUCUUCUGCACUGCCUCUGCAUCCUGUUCCCCCUGCUCCUCCCACUUCAACUCUUCCUCCUCCUCCUCUCUACAGCAUCAUUAGAAAGGACUACAGAUUGACUGGGACUGGCAAGCUGUGGAUGGUCAGAUUUUACCCCAGCGGAAGGAUUUUUUUGGUGGCUAUGCUACAUCUGCAGCCUGACUGUCGACUGGAUUGUAACUGACUAUAAAAUAACAUCUGAACUUACAAGGAAUCUUGGAUGUGUGUGAGGAUCUAUACCAGUGUUGUCACUGGUGCAUUUCCUCCUUUUUCCUUCUGGUGGUUUUUGCUUUCUCAGAGACUGGCUAGCAGGCACUGCAGCAUUAGGACCGCAAGAUUCAUGAAGGGGUAGGGCAUGAGGACCAAGGGGCAACCCUGAGGAAGGGCUUGAUAACUUCCAUUGGAACCACUGCUGAGCUGAUCGUUUGGGACAGCAGGUGGAAGAGAAGAUGCUUAUGGCCCGAGACACGGCCCGGGAUGAGGCUCAAAAGCUACACAGGAAGUGGCUGAAACACCAGGCCUUUAUGGCAGAGCUGGCCCGAAAUAAGGAAUGGCUGGCCAAGAUAGAACAGGAGGGCCAGGAGCUUAUCCAAGAAAAGCCAGAGCUGCGUCCAGUGGUGCAACAGAAGCUGGAGGAAAUCAGAGAAUGCUGGUCUGACCUGGAGACCACCACAAAGGCCAAGGCCCGGCAGCUCUUCGAAAACAACAAGCCUGAGCCUACACUGAAGAGUUACUCUGACCUUGACAGCCAACUCUCCAAUCUGGAGCAGCAGCCCCCCCAGCUGGAACAGGCACACCACCUGCCCACCUUCAAUGAGCAGCUCCAGAAAUUCCAGGCAAUGGAGUCCCAGAUAGGUGACUUCUACAAGGAUAUGGGGGAGCUGGGAAGCUUGCAGAGUCUGAGCCUGCCCCAUCAAGGCCUGAUGGCAAGUGAAAAGGAGGGUGCUGAGCAGUCGGGUGAGGUGGAGACCCGCAUUGUUCGUCUUAUUGAACCCUUAAAGGAGAGGCGUCGUAUCCUCCUGGCUUCUAAGGAAAUGCACCAGGUUGCCCAGGAUCUGGAGGAUGAAAUUCUAUGGAUCCAAGCAAGGCUUCCUUUAGCAUCAGGCAAAGAUUAUGGGAACAGCCUCCAGAGUGUGCAGCAGCAUGUCAAAAAGCACCAGACACUUCAGAGAGAGCUGACAGGGCGCCGGGCUCGGAUUGAAGAGGUUUUAGACCGGGCUGCAAUCAUCGCCUCCCUAAGAACUCCCGAGGUGGACUUUGUGCGUGAGGGAGCUGGACACGUGCGCCAGCUGUGGGAGGUGUUGCAGCUGGAGACAGAAAGGCGCUCUGUGAUGCUGGAUGCGGCCCUACAGUCUCAGCAGUACUACAGCGAAGCUGCUAAAGUGGAGUCCUGGCUGUCAGGACAAAAGCUCCAUGUUGCUAAUGAAGAGCAAGGCUCGGAUGAAGCAAGCACCCUGCAGCUGCUGAAGGCCCACUUGGCUCUGGAGCAAACAGUUGAAACAUAUGCAGAGACAGUAGGCAUGCUCUCCCAGCAAUGCCAGCAUUUAUUGGAGCUGGGACACCCAGAGAGUGAGCAAAUUACUAAGCAGCAGUCUCACAUAGAUCGGCUAUAUGUGUCACUGAAAGACAUGGUGGAGCACAGAAAAACCAGGCUAGAGCAGCAGUAUUGGCUCUACCAGCUCAACAAAGAAGUUGAGGAGCUGGAGAAAUGGAUUACAGAGCGUGAAGCUGUGGCAAGUUCUACUGAGCUGGGCAACGACCUGGAGGAAGUAACGGUGCUUCAGGAGAGGUUCACCAAGUUUUCCACAGAAACCAAGAGCAUUGGUGAACAACGCAUGGAACAGGUGAACAAAAUGGUGAACGAGAUGAUUGACUGUGGCCACUCGGAUGCAGCCACCAUUGCUGAGUGGAAGGAUGGUCUUAAUGAGUCCUGGGCGGACCUCUUGGAACUCAUGGAAACACGCAGGCAGAUGCUGGCAGCAUCCCAGCAGCUGCACAAGUUCUUCACUGACUGCAAAGAGGUCUUGGCUCAGAUCAUAGGGAAGAUGAAGCAGCUGCCAGAGGUGAGAGCAUGCCAGGCCAACAUUACCAAUCCAGCUACCCUACAGAGACUCAUGCACUCCUUUGAGCAUGCCCUUCAACUGCUAGUUGCACAGGUGAGGCAGCUCCAAGAGAAUGCUGCCCAGCUCAGGGCCAUCUAUGCUGGCGAAAAGGCAGAGACUAUCAUGGUGAAAGAACAGGAAAUAAUGGAAGCUUGGAAGGAACUACUGAGCUCUUGUGAAGCAAGUCGCAUCCAAGUGACUUCUGUUACCGACAAGGUGCAGUUCUUCUCAGUGGUGCGUGAAAACCUAAUGUGGAUGGAAGGCAUCAUGGGCCAAAUAAAAUGGGAUGAGCCAAGAGAUCUUACGGCUCUGGAAGGAAUGAUGAAACAUCACCAGGAUUUAAAAGCCAAAAUAGAUGGCCGCAGCAAGACCAUCCUACAGUGUGCUGACCUCGGCAAGAUUUUGAUAGCUGCAGGCAAUCCUGCAUCGGAGGAGAUACAAGAGAAAUUGGACAGUCUUCUAACUAAGCAGAAGGACCUUGUUGAAAAAUGGGACAAACACCAGGAAAGGUUACUACACAAGCAGGAAAACUUCCAGUUUGCCCAGGAGACAGUAAAGGCAGAAGCCUGGCUGAAAGCCAAGGAGCCCCUGAUCAGCUCCAAGCAGCAAGAGGGAGGAGAGGCCCAGGCGCAGACAGAUGAGGUCGAGCAGCUCAUACUUCGCCAUGAGGCGUUCCGCAAGGCUGCUGUAACCUGGAAAGAACGCUUCAGCUCCCUCCGCCAGCUCUCCGCAGCUGAGAAGAAAAGGGAGGAGGAAAAAAAGACGACCCCUCUCUCCAGUCGAAGAAUGUUCCCGUUAUCAUGUCUGACUCCCAGCGUUCCUUCAACCAGUGCUACUUCUUCCUACUUGAGGCAGACAAUACAGGCUCAAAUAGAACCCCAACCCUUCCAAACCAGCUUAGAUCUGGGUAGCAGUUCUACAACCCAGAGAUUAUCUUCAGCGUUCGCUAGCUAUAGCACAGCUAUUAAUGGCUCAGGAUACCACGGACUUGAGCAGCCAUGUGUUGGGAAAGUAGGAAGCACCUUGUACUUUGGAAUGAACCAACAGGCAGCUGGAGCUGGAAGUGACUCUGGUUUGUCAGCAUCCCAGAGCGGAGGUGCAGACACCUCUACGUACCAUGGAGUAAACCACCAAACUGCUGGUAGUGCAGAGAGUUCUGGAUACUUUGGAGUGACGACAGGAUGUUUGGGCGGUUUGCAAAACCAUCUAAAACCAGGUGGUGCUAAAUUAGAAAGUUCAGGGAAUAUAGCUCAGCAGCCAAGCAGUGGGGGAAUGAUGAGCCCAAGCUUCUUGCCUCAACAAAAUAUGGGCAGUUCUGGAUAUUUGCCUCAACCACAGAAUUUGGGAAGUUCAGGAUAUCUUGGACAGCAGUCUAAUAUGGGAAGCUCUGGGUAUUUGGCACAACAGCAUAUUACAGGAAGCUCUGGGUAUUUGGCACAACAGCCUAAUUUGGGUAGUUCAGGAUACCUAGCACAGAAUUACCAGAGUAGUGCUGGAUUGGGAAGCUCUGGCUUUUUGGCACAAAAUCAUUAUAGCAGUGGAAGUCUGGGCAGCUCUAGUUUCCUGGCCCAAAGUGGAGGAAUUAUGGAUCCUAAAAUGGCAUAUGCAUGGCAGCACCUGAAAGCUGACUUCAUGCAGCCAAGGAUCAACCACAUCCACAAAGCUAUAAAUCCUCUCCUGGAAGCCAGCAGACUGCAGCGUGAACAGUUUGGAGAUAUCCCUAUGGCAGACAUGGUGGGGCCAGAAUCAGGACUGGAGCUUCUCCAUGGUCGUCUCCAGAGGGAUCCCCGCGGAAGUCGUUCAGACCCACAGAUGGACCAUCUGAGGCGGGAAAGGGAGUACAAGCUGGGAAGACAAACCUCUAGCGAGCAGGAAAUCCAGGCAAGGCUGAACGAACUCCCACUGAUAGUGCGGCAGGAACGAUACAGGAGGCGCAUGGAGCGGCAGUCAUCCAGCGAACAAGAGGGGAGCAACAAGCAGAGGCUACAGAGGCAGGACUCAAGUGAUUUGGAGGGCUCUGUGAAGGACGGCUCUGACAAACGCUCAGGGGAGAAGAGGUCUACCAUGGCAGAAAUUGUGGAACAAGCCCAAGACAGAGAGGCAGCACAUGCCCGUGGAGAACCGUAUCGUCCUCCCAGCAGUCUCUCAGCACCUGUGACUCGGUUUGAUGGACGCCCACGUGCCCGGGACCGUCCCAAACCAAGGAGGCGGCCCCGUCCCAAAGAGCCUGAGACCACUCGUCGUUCUCGCUCAGCCCCAGCAACCGGUGCCCCCACCACCCCUCAGCCUCCAUCACACACUGCCCAGAAUGAAGGCUUCCUCUACUGUAAAAAGGCCACAAGUAGCGACCUGGAAGCUCAACAGAGGAGUCCCAACAGCAAAUCCUGGGUAAACGUAUACUGUGUGCUGAAAGAGGGAAAGUUGACUUUCUAUAAGGAUGCUAGGAACCAUACUACAACAUACAAUGGAGAGCCUCCUGUUGACCUGAGUGAGUGCUCAUUCGAUCCGUCAAUGGGCUACAAGAAGAAGAAAAACGUCUUCAUACUCCAAGUAAAAGAUGGAACCAACUUUGUAUUCCAUGCUAAAGAUGAGGAGGACCUGAAGGCGUGGACGUCAAAUAUCACCACAAGUAUUGCUGAGCAUGAGGCCAUGGCCAAGUGGGACAAGCCUGGCCCCUCGUCCAUGGACCCUGACCGCUCAGAGAGGAAGGAGAAGUCAGAGGGCGACGCAGAUGCCAGGUCAGAGAGGUCUGAGCUGAUGGAGGGGGAGGAGAGGUCAGAGAAGGAGAGGUCAGAGAAGGCUGAGGGUUCAGAAAAGUUAGACACAUCUGAAAUUGCUGACAAGUUGGAAGGUGGCGCAGGGGGCUCCAGCACAUCUGGGAGAAGCAAAUGAGGUAGUAGUUUUAUUUUCAUGUUAUUGUUAAAUAUCACUGAUGAAAGGCGA
Molecule: messenger RNA, 5251 nt
Organism: Cyprinodon variegatus (sheepshead minnow)
Lineage: Eukaryota; Metazoa; Chordata; Actinopteri; Cyprinodontiformes; Cyprinodontidae
Gene: sptbn4a
Product: spectrin beta chain, non-erythrocytic 4-like
Exons: 20
Coding region: 656-5200 (1514 amino acids)
Biological process (GO): actin cytoskeleton organization
Cellular component (GO): cell projection; cell junction; plasma membrane
Molecular function (GO): actin filament binding
Source: RefSeq, a predicted model, not a curated record